Molecule: messenger RNA, 2444 nt
Organism: Rubroshorea leprosula
Lineage: Eukaryota; Viridiplantae; Streptophyta; Magnoliopsida; Malvales; Dipterocarpaceae
Source: the annotation of a GenBank genome assembly
AUACAAAUUAAUUCCCAUUUCAUAAAAGGUAAAGUAAACCCAUACUAAUUGAGAGAAAGAAAAAAAAUUCCUCCUACUCCUACCAUUCCCAAUCUCUGAAUUCUGUCGUCCUCCUCACAAACUUUUAAUUUUGAAGUUUUCAACCCAAACACUGCCGUUGUCACAUCCUUUUCCCCCUUCCCAGUAAAUGUGCCCACCACUCCGCAAUCCCAAAUUCAGUUCUUAGGGUUUUUUUUUUUUUUAUGUUUAUUUUUUUAUUUUCCACUUCUCCAUCAGAACCUCGUAACCUUCAUCGCAAUUCUUCAUGGAAUCUGAGUUAGGACAAGAACAGCGGUCAGAAUCAGCUGCAGCACCUUACCGACCUUGUUUGGAAGAUGGCCGUGUUGACGAUAAUCGAAAUUGUAGUGAUUCUUCGGGGGGAGUUGACCUUGUGACCGUACGUCAAUGCGAUAAGCUUCGGGAGAUUGAUGAUUCUCACCUUCUAGGGGAUGCUGGUGUGGCGGCUGUGAGGGGAGAUGGUGGGAAUUCGGUGGAGGUGGGGAAAGUCGCGGAGAGAGGUACGGGGAAGAGGCGGCGGGGCCGGCCGCCGAGGUCUCAGGGGAAGGCAACGGCGUUGACGAUGCCUCUGCAGAGGAAGAAGAGAGAUGAGGAGGACGUUUGUUUUAUUUGCUUUGAUGGUGGGAGUCUUGUGCUUUGUGAUCGCCGGGGCUGUCCUAAGGCAUAUCAUCCAACCUGCAUCAAGAGGGACGAGGCAUUUUUCCGUUCAAAGGCGAAGUGGAACUGUGGAUGGCACAUAUGUAUCAGUUGUCAGAAGUAUUCCCAUUACAUGUGCUAUACCUGUACCUAUUCUUUGUGCAAGGGAUGUACUAAAGAUGCUGACUAUUUUUCUGUGAGGGGAAAUAAAGGAUUUUGUGGAACAUGCAUGAAAACUGUAAUGCUGAUUGAAAACAGUGCUUUAGAAAAUAAUGAGACGGUUCAAGUGGAUUUUGAUGACAAAAGUAGUUGGGAGUAUCUCUUCAAGGUAUAUUGGGUUUACCUGAAAGAGAAGCUCUCAUUAAGUUUAGAUGAGCUUACCAAAGCUAAAAAUCCAUGGAAAGGAAAUGCUCUAAUGGCUUCUAAAGGAGAGUCCUUAAAUGGAACGUAUGGUGGUAAUGGUAAAGGUUCAAAUAUGGAACUUUAUUGUGGAGACCUAGGGGGUAGUAAUGCUAAAAGAAGAAAAACUACAAAGCAACAAAAUUUACUGGAUAAGGAGGGUUCCCCAGUAUUAGAAAACUCAAGUGCUGUAAAAAAGAUGCCUUUGUCUGAAGGCAAAAGUUGGGCAACGAAGGAGCUUUUGGAGUUUGUGGCACACAUGAAAAAUGGGGAUACAUCAAUGCUAUCUUAUGUUGAUGUCCAGUCUCUUUUGCUAGAGUAUGUGGCAAUUAACAAUCUUCGUGAUCCUCACCAGCAGUGUCAAAUCAUAUGUGAUGCAAGGCUUGUAAAUUUGUUUGGAAAAGGAACCUUAGGUCACAUUGAAAUGCUAAACCUUCUUGAAUCUCACUUUCUCAUUAAAGACUGUUCCACUAGUGCUGAUACCAUUAGAGGUGGAGUUACAGAAGCUGUUUCUAACCAGCUGAUUGAUGGGAACCAUCAUAACCAACUUAUGAUGACAAAUGAUAAGAGGCGUAAAACAUGUAAAAAAGUUGAUGAGAGAGGACAACAGAUUAAUCUAGAUGAAUAUGCUGCAAUUGAUGUUCACAAUGUUACCUUGAUCUACUUGAAGCGUGAUUUAAUGGAGAUCCUAAUUGAUGAUGCCAACAAAUUUCAUGAGAAGGUUGUUGGUUCCAUUGUUCGCAUACGAAUUCCUGGUAGUGAUCAAAAUCAAGAAAUGCACAGGCUCGUCCAAGUUGUAGGUACGAGCAAAGCAGCUGAACCGUAUCAGAUUGGUACGAGGACAACUAAUCUCAUGCUUGAGAUAUUAAAUUUACAAAAGAAAGAGAUUGUGUCAAUUGAUGGGAUUUCAAAUCAAGAUUUCUCCGAGGAUGAAUGCCGCUGGCUGCGUCAGUGUAUAAAAUGUGGGCUGAUGAAACACUUGACAGUGGGUGAUAUUCAGAAGAAAGCAAUGGCACUUCAGGAACUGAGGGUCAAUGAUUGGCUGGAGUCAGAAAUUUUACGGCUUGAGCAUCUUCGUGAUCAAGCAAAUGAAAAGGGACACAGAAAGGAAUAUCCUUUGUUGCUUGAAAAUUGAAAUUAUUCUUACCUCUUUCUGUGCUGUUUCUUACUUGCUAUAUAGUAGCUGUCAAGCCAUCUUCAUUACUAACAAGUCAUAUUAACCUAUUGAGGUCAAAUAGCCAUCUGUGUAAACUGAAAUGAACAUGGGACACCCUGAAGAAUUUAUGGCUGUGAGCUGGGUGUGAAUAUGGUAAUAAAACUGCAUUCUUGAGAAAUCAAAGUGAUGUGGAUUG